This is a messenger RNA of Mercurialis annua (annual mercury), 610 nucleotides long. RefSeq lists its product as uncharacterized. The transcript has 3 exons. Bases 78 to 389 code for a protein of 103 amino acids. The record is from RefSeq and is a predicted model, not a curated record. Lineage: Eukaryota; Viridiplantae; Streptophyta; Magnoliopsida; Malpighiales; Euphorbiaceae.
AAUUAUAAUCUCUGCAUUGCACCCCCUGAUAUCGAUCAUUACAUUUUAAUUCCUUAAGCUGCACAGUAUAGUAGUUCAUGGGAGACUCCUCUGCUUCAUACAUACACAUGGUGCACCACCUUAUUGAGAAGUGCUUGAUUUUUCAUAUGACAAAACAAGAGUGCAUCGAAGCUCUCUCCAAACAUGCAAAUAUUACGCCUGUCAUCACCUCCACAGUUUGGAAUGAGCUAGAGAAAGAGAACAAAGAAUUCUUCGAAGCUUAUGGUCGAUCGAAAAGCAAAGAUGAUGAUAGAAUGUCGGAGGAAGAAACAAGUAAAAUGAUACAGAAGAUGAUCUCAGAAUCAGAAUCAGAAUCCUCUACUAAACAUUCUGAUGAUUCAAUUAAAUAAUAAUAAUAAUAAAUAAAUAAUAAUAAUAGUAAUAAUAAUAGAUUCUUUCCUUUCUGAUAUAUAAUUGGUAUUAUUGGCUCCCUUCCAAGAAAAUCCACUCACUCCAAAACAAACACAAUUUGAUGUACGUGUGGUCCAUAAUUACAAUAUGGAAUUAUAUGUAACAACUCAUGCUCUAUAUGCCACAUCAAUGCCUUAUCAACAUUUCAUAUAUUUGUAUA